ACGGUCCCUAUAAAAACAAUUUCUCUCUAACCUUCAACACUUAUUGCCUCUUUAUUAUUCCAUUUCUUGUUGUUGAGCACGAAACCACCACAACAUGACAACACCUCCACACUCCAUAGCUUAUAUCAUGGGCGUGGCUCACAGCUUCUUCAAGAUCUAGAAGCAAAAGUUUGGAUCUUUAAAAAAAAAGUGAGUCAGAAAAACCAAAAGAAAAUGGGAAGCAAAUGGAGGAAAGCCAAGCUUGCUCUUGGGUUGAAUACUUGUCUUUAUGUUCCUCAAACUAGAGAAACCGGAGAGGAAUCGUCUCCCUCUUCAAACGACGUCGCUGCAUCUAGGUUCUCCGACGCCGUUUCGUCCUCCUCUAUGAUUUCUCCGACUGGUCUUGGCUCUGAUUGCCGACCCACCACGCCCACCCCGUCCUCUUCGGGCCUCCGGUUGCCCAAAACUGGCACCAAGUCCUCCAAGAGAACGUGCGCAAUAUGCUUGACCACCAUGAAAACAGGACAGGUUACUUCUAAUGUAAAACAUGGAAACCAAGUUUGUCCAGUUUGCAGAGCAAAGUGGAAAGAAAUCCCCUUUCAGAGCCCUGCUUCUGAUCUUUCACGUGGUAUUUCAAGAAUUAACCCUGUUGGUUGGCCCCAAGAUGAUGCAUGGAUGACUGUUUUACGACAAAUUCCUCCCCCACGCAUAGAUGCAAAUCGGCCAAUUUCAUCACUCUUUCACACUCCUGAACCGGUUAUCUUUGAUGAUGAUGAAAGCUUAGAUCACCAACCUGAGGUUUCUAAGAAAAGUGCAUCCGUUGAGGAUUCUUGUGAUAACAAUUCCAUUGGAAUGAUAGAGGUCAAAACAUUUCCUGAAGUUCUGGCAGUUCAAAGAUCAGCCUCUCAUGAUAACUUCACUGUUCUAAUCCAUCUUAAGGCUCCUCUUACAAGUGGAAGACAUAAUAGCAGCAGAAACCAGACACUGCUGCCAGUAUUUGAAAAUUCCCGUGUUCCAGUAGAUCUUGUGACAGUGCUUGAUGUCAGUGGCAGCAUGGCAGGUACGAAGCUUGCUUUGCUGAAACGAGCCAUGGGAUUUGUGGUACAGAACCUUGGUCCCUCUGACCGGCUCUCUGUCAUUGCCUUCUCCUCUACAGCCCGCCGGCUUUUCCCCCUUCGUCGGAUGACUGAAACUGGACGGCAACAGGCAUUGCAGGCUGUAAAUUCUCUGGUUUCGAAUGGUGGGACAAACAUUGCCGAGGCUCUUAGGAAAGGUACCAAGGUGUUAGUAGACCGCAAGUGGAAAAACCCAGUUUGCAGUAUCAUACUACUAUCUGAUGGGCAGGAUACAUACACUGUCACUAGUCCUGGUGGGGUCCAUCCCCGAACAGAUUACCAAUUACUUCUCCCAGUCUCUAUCCGUCGCAAUAAUGGAGCAGGCUUGCAGAUUCCAGUUCACGCAUUUGGAUUUGGUGCAGAUCAUGAUGCUGCCUCAAUGCAUUCAAUCUCUGAGAUUUCUGGAGGAACAUUUUCUUUCAUAGAAGCUGAGGGUGUGAUUCAGGAUGCAUUUGCACAGUGUAUUGGGGGCCUUUUGAGUGUGGUAGUGCAAGAGCUGCUGGUCAGAAUCGAGUGUGUUCACUCGAGUUUACAACUGGGUUCAAUUAAAGCAGGGAGUUACAGAACCAGCAUGAUGGCUGAUGCAAGAAUGGGUUCUGUUUCCGUUGGGGACCUGUAUGCUGAAGAAGAAAGGGAUUUUUUGGUGACAAUCAAUAUUCCAGUUGAUGCGUCCAGUUAUGAGAUGUCGCUGGUAAAGGUUAGCUGUGUUUACAGAGACCCCAUUACAAAAGAAAUGGUGAAUUUGGAAGAAGCCAGUGAAGUCAUGAUCCAAAGGCCUGAAGUGGUAGGACAAUUAAUAGUGUCAAUGGAAGUAGACAGGCAGCGGAAUAGACUUCAUGCAGCAGAAGCAAUGUCUGAGGCUAGAGUUGCAGCUGAGAAUGGUGAUUUGGUUGGUGCAGUCUCUGUCCUGGAGAGCUGUCGUAGGACAUUGUCUGAAAGUGCCUCUGCACGAGCUGGUGACCGCCUUUGUGCUUCACUUUCUGCUGAGUUAAAGGAGAUGCAAGAAAGGAUGGGAAACCGCCGUGCAUACGAGGAAUCGGGAAGGGCUUAUGUUUUAUCAGGAUUGAGCUCACACUCAUGGCAGAGGGCAACUGCGCGAGGUGAUUCUACAGAUAGCACCAGCCUAGUUCAAUCUUACCAAACCCCGUCGAUGAUUGACAUGGUGACACGGUCUCAGACCAUGUUAUUAGGGAACCCAUCGCCUCGACGAACCCUCAGCACUACUCAGUCAUUUCCCGCCAAAUCACAGCCACGUUAAUCAUCAAAAGUGGCAGUCUCCUCACCCUACAUAUUUUCUUCAUUAAUGGACCUUUUUGUUUCUCUCUUAAUAUUCUUCUUUUUGUGGUUUUGGGGAGUUGGGAUAACUGGGAUACAGAGGAAUUUUGGGUGUUUUAACUAGGGGGAGUAUAUUUGGUUGUUUUGUCAUGUACAUUAAUAAGAAUUGGGUAAAUGGGGAUGAGAACAAUUGUGAACAAGAGGUGUUGGGAGUUAGGAUCUAUAUAUUGUGAUUUUGGGUGAUGUACAUGUAGGAGGGGGUUUUCUUUUGUUUUUUUGUUUUAUUUUUUCCAAUUCUGAGAAGAGAAGGGGGGGGUAUAGCCUUUGUAAUUGUGGGGAUACUUGGGGUGAAUUAUUCACUUGAAUAUAUGAUAUGGUAUUCUACUC
Messenger RNA from Prunus mume (Japanese apricot), 2756 nucleotides. RefSeq names its product Zinc finger (C3HC4-type RING finger) family protein. Lineage: Eukaryota; Viridiplantae; Streptophyta; Magnoliopsida; Rosales; Rosaceae. The record is from RefSeq and is a predicted model, not a curated record.